Molecule: messenger RNA, 839 nt
Organism: Ornithodoros turicata
Lineage: Eukaryota; Metazoa; Arthropoda; Arachnida; Ixodida; Argasidae
Product: protein obstructor-E-like
Exons: 4
Coding region: 62-568 (168 amino acids)
Cellular component (GO): extracellular region
Molecular function (GO): chitin binding
Source: RefSeq, a predicted model, not a curated record
CGCAGAGAAAUAUCACCCGCACUAUAUUCCUGCGCUGUGCUCCGAGCUGUACGCAUUCACCAUGGGGCUUGUCGCUGUCGUCUGCUUCGUCUCCCUUCUGCAGACAGUCCUGGGAGCGUCCAACUUCAAAUGCCCCAGCGGCAAUGGCUUCUUCCCCGACCCGGAGCAGUGCGACAUGUAUUACGAGUGCAGGCGUGGUGUAGCCCACGAGAAACUUUGUCCCGACGGUAUGGCGUUCCUGGCCAACAACCCACUCUACGGCAGGUGUGACUUCACGCCCAACGUUGACUGCUCCAGCAGGCCGUACCUACAAAAUGCCAAACCGAGCAAGAAAUGUCCUCGCAGCAACGGCUACUUCCCUCACGAGGACCCCAAGGCUUGCGGAGAAUUCUACCAGUGUCACAAAGGGGUCGCUUCGACGAUAGCUUGUCAAAAAGGCCUAGCCUUCAACCCUGCCGUUGGAGGGUGUGAGUGGGCCGCCAAGGUACCCGGAUGCGAACAUCUCGCAAGACAUCCUGAGGACGAUUCCAGCACUCAUCACGGUGAAACUACUGCUGACUACGAGUAGAUACCCCGGAUGGACUACCACGAGUCACAAGUCUUCAACUGCCACACUUUGGUGCUGCUGAGGAACUUUUGCGCUCCGUGUAACUGCCGAGUAUUUUGUCGCGACUACCGUGACAAAGAAUGAGUGCGUAGAAGGACAUUCGAUCACAGCUGGUUCCGUGCGGACUGGUUGUUCCAUGCUCAAUUAAAUGAUCAGACGUGACCGAAAGAUCACGCGGACAAAAGUGAAUGCCUAUAUGUUGUGACUUCAUAAAGAUAUCGUUUAGCUCUUA